UUCACUCAGAAGUCUUACAAGUGCUCAAGCGAGUUUUGAURAAAGAAUGACGCAUAUUGAGCGGUGCCUUUAGCAAAAAAAGACGAAAGAGUGCGUGCUAUAAUAACAUGAAAGUUUACGCUGAUAAGUGAAACUAUGGGGAACGGGGCAAGCAACGCUGGAACUACGAUUAUUAACGGGGAAAUUGAUAAACCGAGUGAAAACCUCAAUAAUUUCAAGAGUCAACUUCCUUCCUUGAGGAAAGAACUGAAGGAAAAAGACGAACUUUUGCAGAGAAAAGAUGCCGAACUCAAACACCGAAUGAAAACGAUAGACGAGAAAGACGUCGAGAUUGCGAAGUUAAAAAAAGAGAUUCAUGAACUGAAAUGCGUUGUGAAUCAACAGGCAGCGCUAGCGAGUAAAAUGAGUGUGAUGUCGACUAUAAACGAGGGUUCUGGAAUGGCAUCCACACCAAAUGCCAACAACAAGUCGAGAAAAGUUCGCUCGAGUCGUAAGGAGAAGCGACAAGCAGUUAGCGGGGAAAGCAGCACCAAGACUCAAGAAGAAUCGAAAAAAGAACUAGUUCGCUAUCCAAAAGAUUUCAGAUCAAAACAGUUGAUCAAGGACGCCAUCUAUGAAAACGACUUUCUAAAAAACUUAGAGGCGGCCCAAGUAAGAGAGAUAGUAGAAUGCAUGUCACCACAGUCGUGUGACAAGGAAGAGGUGAUCAUCCGAGAAGGCGAUGCUGGCAACGCUCUCUACGUCAUAGCGGAGGGACGUCUUGACGUCACUAAGGACGGGGAGGUCCUGGGCGAGAUGUGCGGUGGAAUGGUCUUCGGAGAGCUUGCMAUCCUGUACAACUGCCGUAGAACUGCAACCGUAAGAGCCAUUGAAGCGACUACACUGUGGAAGACUGAUAGAAAGAUGUUUCAGAUGAUUAUGAUGAGGACAGGAAUGAUAAGACAAGCUGAACAUAUUUCUUUUCUUAAAAGUGUUCCUUUGUUAAAGAAUUUGCCCAGCCAGCAUCUGUCCAAGCUUGCAGAUGUCCUUGAAGUGGACUUUUAUCAUGCUGGGGAUUAUAUUAUCCGUGAAGGCGAACGAGGAGACACUUUCUACAUCAUUAGCAAAGGCACGGCCAGGGUGACGCAGCGAAUCGAAGGCCAUGAUCAGCCCAAAGAGAUUAGAAAGUUGAAGAAGGGCRACUAUUUUGGUGAAAAAGCCCUUCUUAGGCCAACAACGGAUUACUGUGACGCAGUCUUGUCGUACGGGGGUGCUAUCGACCAAGAAGUCUUGAGCAAAAUGCAAAGUGAAGAUAGRCGCACAGCCAACGUUAUUUCCGAAGCGGCCGAAGUAGAAUGUUUAGUGAUUGAUCGCACAGCCUUUAAAACACUCAUUGGUAACCUGAAUGAAUUGAGGGAAAGAAAUUAUGGGGACGAAGAACGCGGCGCUAAAAGGUACGCAGACCUACGCGAUUCGAAUGGACUCAAACCCGUCGAAGAAAGAAAAAUAUCCAAGAAAAUUGAAGACCUGACGCUAGAAGACCUGGAAGUUAUUUCUACAUUGGGAACGGGCGGAUUUGGACGAGUGGAACUGGUUCAAAAUGUAAAAGACAAGAGCACUUAUGCAUUAAAAUGUUUGAAGAAGAARCACAUCUUGGAAACCAAACAACAAGAACACGUGUAUUCUGAGAAGAGAAUCUUGAUGGAAUYCUGUUCACCUUUUAUUUGCAAACUUUACAGAACGUUUAAAGAUAGAAAGUAUGUUUACAUGUUACUCGAGGCUUGUCUUGGUGGAGAGUUAUGGACAAUAUUAAGAGACUGGGGAAGUUUUGAUGAUGUGACUGCACGGUUCUGCAUCGCUUGUGUCGUUGAAGCAUUUGACUAUCUUCACUGCAAAGGARUCGUUUACAGAGAUCUCAAGCCGGAAAAUCUACUUUUGGACAGCCAAGGCUUUGUUAAAUUGGUUGACUUUGGUUUCGCUAAGAAGAUUGGUUUUGGUCGUAAAACUUGGACGUUCUGUGGAACACCUGAGUAUGUCGCACCAGAGAUUAUUCUCAAUAAGGGUCAUGAUUUGUCAGCCGAUUACUGGUCUCUUGGCAUUCUUAUUUUUGAACUGCUCACAGGAAGUCCGCCAUUUUCUGGCUCAGACCCAAUGAAGACGUACAACAUCAUUCUAAGGGGACUGGACAUGAUCGAGUUCCCGCGCAGAAUAGGACGAAAUCCCCAAAACUUGAUCAAGAGACUGUGUCGAGAUAAUCCAGUAGAACGACUUGGGUAUCAGAAGGAUGGAUUGAACGAUAUYAAAAAACACAAAUGGUUUCAAGGAUUCCAUUGGAAAGCGCUUCUCGACAGGACCUUGGAACCUCCGAUAAAACCUAAGGUGGAUAGUAACACAGACUGCUCCAACUUUGAUAUCUACUCCAAAGACAUGGAAAUACCGCCAGACGACCUCUCAGGAUGGGAUGAGAAUUUUUAACCCUACCCUCAUCAUGCUCACAACUUAAUUUAUUUUAUCUUGGAAAUAAUUGCUAAAAAUCGCAGAAAAUGGAUGUACAAGCAUUAAUUUUCCUCUACCCCCACCCCCACCCCCACUCUUUGCCUGGCCUCUAACGUCCAUGGGAGAUAUGCUAUUUUAAGUUACGAUAUUUGGGAAUGUGCACAAGUCAGGAAAUCACAAUUUAUAUUUAUUUAAAUUUAUUCUUAAGUUUGUAAAUACGUUUUAUUGCGUCUUGUAUUGAGUGUCACGCGUGCUUGGCUAGUCACGUGAUAUGUUACUCUUCUAGCUCGUACCUUCCACUAGAACUCCUUUAGCAAWUUUUUUAAGGAGAGACUAUAUCUGCGGCAUGCAACAGAAAAAUGGUUUUCCCUAGACUCCAUCUAUGAGGAGGGAAAGAAAAACUCGAGUUACGAUUUUCGAUUUACACAAUUUUCGAGUUACGCGCUCGGACACACCCAUAUUAUGRGGGCCACGCCCACUUUAACAUCUGCGCGUAACUCGAUGACAAACAGCGUUAAAAUCAAACUCAAGUUACGUAACUCGAAGCCAACAGAUUGAACCAUAUUUCGAGUUACGCGCUAUUUCCGUAACUCGAUUCUAAAAGUGGACAAAUAUUUUUUCGAGUUCAACAUUUUUUUUCGCGUUAUUUUUUAGACUUAUUCCAUAAGUCGAGGUGGUUGUCUCGCUUAACUAUUCAUUUAUAUUUWAAAAAAAUUUWAAAAAAUUWAAAAAAUUGAAAAAUCCGGCUUUACAGGCUUUUUUGGUGUACUUAAUUCGAGACGCCAUCUUGUUUAUUUUCCCUAGUACUGUAAUUUUUACUUCCGGUGUCUUUCUUUGUUCUCGAGAACCAAUCACAGCACAGGAAAUAUUGGAGUUUUCCAGAGCCCAAUUAUUUCGUCGAGCAUGCGCAGUAAGAAAUAAGGGCUCUGGGUACGAGAUUGCUUCGUCUUGAGGUAUGUUAGUGUACAGUGAACAGAUAUCUAAAGUGGCAAGUAUGGCCUUGUCUGGUAUGGGAGUUUUCUCAAUAUAAUUGAUAAAAUCAGUUGAAUUGAA
Messenger RNA from Actinia tenebrosa (Australian red waratah sea anemone), 3528 nucleotides. RefSeq names its product cGMP-dependent protein kinase 1. Gene Ontology annotation, biological process: protein phosphorylation. Lineage: Eukaryota; Metazoa; Cnidaria; Anthozoa; Actiniaria; Actiniidae. Gene Ontology annotation, molecular function: ATP binding; cGMP-dependent protein kinase activity. The record is from RefSeq and is a predicted model, not a curated record.